AGAUAGCACGGUGACAAUCCGCGCAGCGUGAAGCGUAAAAAAAGAAGUAGAAGUGGAAAGAGGAAGAAGAAGAAGCACAGCAGAGUAGCGAGACGCAACGGUGACAGUGACCGUCGACGGUUGACAGCGGUGACGAGCGACCACGCGGCUAGCAGUGGUGGAACUGACGGCGAUGGUGUGGUGGUAGUAGUGGUGGCGAUGGCCACGGCGAUGGUGGUGGUAGUAAUGACGACAGAGUGACAACGGUAACAGCUGUAGUUGGGUACUUCGGAAAAGCGUAGUUCGAAAAAAAAUAAUCGAGUUAUUUCGACACGCGUCGCACGCAUGCACCUGCUGCGUCAGGCGCUUCGACGAUGAGGUCGCGAGUGCUGCGGGACGCCCGUCGACAGUAUUAACGCGGAGCGCGGACGGAGUGCGGAUUAAAAAGUCGUUGGUUAAAUGCCGUUGGUGGAAGUUGGUGCGCGAUAGGCGAAUUUCUGACGCACGCCAUGUCGUGCGUCCCCAGCUGAUGCUGCCCGUUUGACAUAUCGGAUCGGUGUUCCUCGAGGUGUUCACACGACGCACUGCGAAUUGCGUAAUUCUAGUGGGCAGCGUAGCGCGCAUUUUCUCAUGCGUAAUUCGACUGUGAUCCGAUAAACACGUCGAAGAGAAUGGCGGAUCUGGAUGAUUUGUUUCACAAGGAUCAAUAUGUAGGCCCGGAGCGGCUCACCGAUCUCUGCUUCAGCCUGAUCUGCGAGAAUCUCGAUAUAAUCUCGGUCAAGGGGAAACGUGGCCACCGGAUACUGAGGAAAGGCCUGACUUUCCCGAGCGAGAUAUGCGACAAGAUUAUCGAAUAUGCGCAGCACAGCGAGGCGACCGAGGACGUCGAUUGUUUCUUCUCGAUUUUCAAGAACCUGACGGCGACCCGAUUAAAACACGUUAAAAUCUCCAAUUGCAGCUUGACUAACAACUCGGUCCACACGCUUGCCAGUCACAAGCUCUACGAAUUAGAACUCACAGAUUGUAGUAACCUAACGGAACUUUCGAUCGAGCAUAUUAAUGCCAAUUCGGAGAAUCUACAUAGCUUAGCGUUUCACGGCACUUCAAUGGUGAUACCAUCGAGUUUGAAUGCUGCCGAUUCACCCAUCGAUUAUUACAAACGUGGAUAUGUCUUUAAAACUCCCAACUUGAAGCGCUUGGCGCUAGGAUAUGUGGGAAUACCUCUGCCGGAAUAUGUCUUGCUUCUAGGGAGACUAAGCAACCUGACGCAUCUGGAUUUAUCAAACAGUUCUAACAUUGAUACUUUUGAAUUUUAUCACCUGGUACCAAACCUAGUGUCUUUAACUUUGUACAAUGUCAAAGUCAAUACCAGCUCAAAAUCCUUUGUCAAAAAUAUUUGUCAGCUGAAGAGUUUAAGGCACUUGGAUAUCUCGCAGUCAACUUCAAAGCACGGACAAUUUGACAAUCCCAAUAAAACUUUGUCCGACUUGGUAAAUGGUCUGCCGCAGCUGGUCUCCUUAGACAUCGGCGGCACCAAUCUCGCGGGAAGAGGCGUAGCCGAGCGUCCCAGCGAUACGAAUGUCGAGGACUCCAAUCUCAGUCAGCUUUCUGACAUACCGGGGCUCGCGUCUAGAAUACACAAGCCCUUACAAUUCUUAGGUCUCUAUGGCACCGCUUACGGCGCUUGCAGAAGGCAUGACAUACCAGCGAAAGUGGUAGCGGGUGAUGCGAACGAAGAUCAGAUAUUAAUUGCAGCUCACGUAUGCAUGGACAAUAAGCAGGAGUUGUUGCAAAAAGUGCUGAGCGAUCUGUAUCAUGUAUUUAGGUACGAGAAUUGUCGUAGAAUGGAUCAGGCAUUGAGUACCGUUUUGGAAGCGAUGGAGAAGCAUCCGGCUCAGAAGCACAUACAAAUAUCGGGAAGCGCUACGUUAUUUUACAUAGUGAAAAUGAAAGAGAGGGUUGAACUAGUCGCACGAAUGAAAAGACAGAUUAUCGGUACUCUUCUGGCUGGUAUGAGCGCGCACCGAGACGAGGAGACUAUGAUGCGGAAUGGUUGUUUGGCAUUGUGUCAAUUCCGCAUACCACAAGAUGUGAUGUCGAAUUACGAAGCGCUCGUCAAGGUGCUGCUACAUUCAGCCAAGCAUUCGGAACCGGAGAGCUUCGUUCAGAGAAUCGGCAUAUAUCUGUUGAAUUCUCUGGCCUGUCAAGUGGAAGGCAGAGAGAAAAGACUAUUGGGCAAGCUGGGUUGUGUUAAGACCAUGUUAGAAUUGGUCGAGUAUAGGGUGCAGGCCGGUAUAUUUGACGAUGUAUUGGAAGUCGCAUGGUCGACCAUGUGGAACAUGACCGAUGAAACGUCCGUAAAUUGUCAGCGAUUCUUGGACGAGAAAGGCAUGGCGCUCUUUCUCAUGUGCGUAGAGCAAUACCCACACAAAGAAGAAUUGUUAAGAAACAUGAUGGGUUUACUCGGCAACGUGGCGGAGGUCGAAUACCUCCGGAUCCAUCUUAUGCAGGAGCAAUACGUAACCGUGUUUGCCAACCUACUACGUUGCAACAGCGACGGGAUCGAGGUUCCGUACAACGCCGCUGGUAUACUGGCACACAUGGCGUCUGACGGUGCCGACGCUUGGACAAUAGUGAAGCCGACUCGCAGCGAGGUUCUCAAGUACAUGGUAUACGCUAUCGAAAGUUGGGACCCGUCCGCAGAACGUAAUAUCAAUUACCGCUCAUUCCUACCUCUAUUGCGUUUGUUGGACGUGUACCACACUCCCCAGUGUCAACAUUGGGCAGCUUGGGCUCUCGCUAAUCUCACCAACGUAUAUCCCAACAAGUAUUGCGCGUUGGUGGUGAAAGAAGGUGGAAUGGAGAAACUGCACACAGUGAUAUUGGAUCCCAGGCCGUACGAACGUAUAAAAGAACUCGCCAACUAUGUGAUUGAAAAUUGCUGUCAUUACGAUUGCCAUUCAGACGAUGUCAACGUUUCCCAUUCGUCUUUGGACGCGGAAUAUAGUCUAGACGGCUAAAGCGACAGCAGCGGGUCUUGGGUAUUUCGUCGUCCACGCGUCCCCAACUAUGUCGUCUCCCUAGGACCCAUCAAAACCAGAUCGUAACCAGUACCACAUUAGCGGACGAGGAGGCAUAGACGAUUCAGAUUCAGAAAAGGAAAAUAAAUACGUUGAAUCAACUGUACAACAGUUUGUCCGGCGCAAAAGGUAGAGAUCACGAGGAUGGACGCUCAAUAGUAUAGUUAGGAAGAACGCAUGUGUGCGUACGUGCGUGUACGGUAUAUGCGUUGAAUAUUUUCAGUCGAUUAUUCGAUUAUCGGCGUAUAUAUAUAUAUAUUUAUCGAAAAUAUCUUAUUGUGGAUAAUUAAUAAUAGUCAAUUGAGCCAAGAGCCUUUCGUCCGGUCGGUGUACAUAGCCCGCUUGUACCACGGUAAAAGUCAAACCGUUUGAUUGUGUGCGCGCGCGCGCGCGCGUGCAGCUAAAAAACGAUCGCACGCUUGUUUGUCUUUAGCCACGUGUAAUUAACCCUUAGAGUGCGAAUAGACGAGUCGGAAAAUCGCAGCUUCCAUGCUUGAGGAAGUGAGACGUCGUGGCGACUAGCUGCGCGAACAGCGGCGGUUGAAUAUUUCACUGCAGUCUCGCUUCUCCGAGACUAAGGGUCGCAAUCUAAGGGUUAACUCUCUCACAAUGUAUAUGAAUGUUUGCCCCGGUUUUCUCUUCUCGCCUUUAAUCCCCUUUCCGAUAAAUGGUACACGAUUCGUUCUCGUUACGCGGGACUUUUUCAACACGAACACGAAGGUGAGACAUCGAGAUAGAAGGACCGCGUGUAAAUAGAAGUAAGAGCGAGCGGUGAGGUACGUUAGGUUUAAAUGUUUUGUAUACUACCGUUAUAAUGCCAUUAAAGUCGUUUGGAGAAAUUGACACACAGAACCACACACACACGUGCUAGCUACCACGAAUUGCGCUAAACUCUAAAUACGUAUAACAGAUUUCUAGAUCUGUCCUUUUGAUAGGUUGGCCAACUCGAGACGGAGAUGAUUAAUCAAAUAGCGACCGUUAUCAGUGUUCGGUGUAACGUGCGCCAGGCGUCGUGUGUGCCUUAACAUUAUAGAGUUAGAGUCCAGCUUGCGCGUGUGUGAUUUUCAAUCGAGCGUCCGCGGCUGAAGGUCGAGAGCGUAAGGAGAACCGUGGUGAACAAUGGUUACGGCAUAGUGCGACGCCUAGUGUGCGAGUAAUAGUAAUAAUUUUAAGGCAUAUAUGAUGACGCCCGGUGUACGCGACCCGGUGUGAGCGCGCAAUGCGCCCGCGAUGCACACCCGGUUUCUUCGAUAUGUGUAAUAUAUCGUCUAAGAUUGCCGCAAACAACACAUGCGUGUUUCGUUUCUUCUUUACACAUCCACCCUGCUCUCGAAGAGCACACUCGUAGCUGCCGCAACGAUCGUACGGGGGGAGGGAGGGGGCUCGUUUCGUAAGAUGCGUAAGACAAUUUCUUCCCUUUCAGCUUUUCAUUAAAGAGACAAUCUAUCCCUCGAUAAUAUAUGAUAGAAAUACUAAGUAAUAAAAAUAACGAUGACA
Molecule: messenger RNA, 4556 nt
Organism: Harpegnathos saltator (Jerdon's jumping ant)
Lineage: Eukaryota; Metazoa; Arthropoda; Insecta; Hymenoptera; Formicidae
Product: protein zer-1 homolog
Exons: 9
Coding region: 651-2999 (782 amino acids)
Cellular component (GO): Cul2-RING ubiquitin ligase complex
Source: RefSeq, a predicted model, not a curated record